Drosophila sulfurigaster albostrigata is the source of this 1061-nucleotide messenger RNA. It is a transcript of the gene Prosbeta2R1, whose product is annotated as proteasome subunit beta type-7. NCBI's taxonomy places the organism in Eukaryota, Metazoa, Arthropoda, Insecta, Diptera, Drosophilidae. Gene Ontology annotation, cellular component: proteasome core complex. The transcript has 3 exons. Gene Ontology annotation, molecular function: threonine-type endopeptidase activity. The coding region runs from base 83 to 1003 and encodes 306 amino acids. The record is from RefSeq and is a predicted model, not a curated record.
UGUGUAAUGCUUUACAGUAAUAACAAAAGCAAAUCCACUCGCAAUAAUUUUGUUCAAAGUCAGCUAAAUUUCAGUGUGCAAAAUGCUGUCCGAAUUCCCUCUCAACAACAACUUGGAUCCUGCCGAUGUGGGUCGUGGCUUUAGCUUUGUCAACAGCAAACGCAAUGGCGAUCUGUUGCUGAAGGGCUACAAGCCACCGCAGGCUGUGCGCACUGGCACCUCGAUUGUGGGCAUCAUCUACAAGGAUGGCGUCAUACUGGGCGCCGACACACGCGCCACCGAGGGACCCAUUGUGUCCGACAAGAACUGCUCGAAGAUCCAUCGACUGCAGCAGCACAUCUACUGCUGUGGCGCUGGCACCGCUGCCGAUACGGAACAGAUGACACUCCUGACCUCAGCGGAGAUGGAUCUGCAUGAACUGAAUAUGGGACGCCAGGUGCCCGUGAUCUGUGCCAGCAUGAUGUUGCGCCAGACGCUGUUUCGCUAUCAGGGUCACAUCAGUGCCGCCCUCGUCUUGGGCGGAGUGGACAAGUAUGGGCCGCAUAUCAAUUGCAUCUAUCCGUGUGGCUCGAUUGAUAAAAUUCCCUAUGCGGCCAUGGGAUCGGGCACUCUGGCUGCCAUGGCAGUGCUGGAGAAUGGUUGGAAUGCCAGUAUUGAUCUGGAGGAGGGCAAACAAUUGGUGCGCAAAGCCAUCUCGGCUGGUGUCUUCAAUGAUCUCGGCUCCGGUUCAAACAUUGAUCUGUGUGUGAUCACCGCCAAAGGCGCCAUUCCAUUGCGCACCGAGACGAUUGCCAGCGAGCGGGGCGAGCUGUUGGGUCAGUACUCGUUUCUGCCCAACACGACGCUGGUGAAGAGCGUCUCGAUACAGGACAUUGAGAUCACCGAGGAGCGUAUCUAUCGCCCAUCGCGUUCCACUUCGUUUGUGGAGACGCAUUCCGAGUCAAAGUCGCUGCCAGAGACUUCGAGUGGCAGCCAGCAGCGACAAUCUGCAGAUAAAAAGUAAUUCAUGUAGCUUUUGUUGAGUCCAAAGUACGAAAAUUCACUUAGCAAUAUUUAAUAAA